Trematosphaeria pertusa is the source of this 2039-nucleotide messenger RNA. RefSeq lists its product as uncharacterized. The record is from RefSeq and is a predicted model, not a curated record. The transcript has a single exon. The coding region runs from base 209 to 1699 and encodes 496 amino acids. NCBI's taxonomy places the organism in Eukaryota, Fungi, Ascomycota, Dothideomycetes, Pleosporales, Trematosphaeriaceae.
CUCAGCCGUCGAGGGAGGAGAAUGGACCCCCCAACCUGCGACGCCGAACCUCUGUGACCGUGCCUCGACAAGCCGUAGCAUCCCCGCUAGGGUCCGACGCCGACGCCCACCGCGCCGCCCGCUCGAAGACUGCCUCUCAAUCCGCACCGCCGCAUCAGCGCAGGUCCGCUCUGCAUUCGGGCACGGCAGACCGCGUUCCCGCGCCGCCAUGUCGUGGCUCAUGAAGGGACUGCAGUCGGCCAUCUUCCACUACGCAUCAUGCACGCCGUGUACAGGCUACAUGUAUAAGAAGCAGCGGCGGAAGCAGGCGAAGAGGGCCAGGAAGGCCAGGAUAAAGCUGGAAUUGGAACGUCCCGAUCUGUACCACCAUCCGGAACCAACCGGCACCAAUCCGUACUGGCAGGAAGAGAUAUCUAUAGGUCCGGGACCGCCUCCGCGGAGAGCAAAGAGGGCGAACACGGGUAGCACGAGGGCAAUCACCACGGCGGGAACGCACAGCACCGUUGUGAGCCAGGGCGGAAGCAGCAUCGACGUCAAUCAGUCCGACGACUUGCGCCUGAGCGACGAGACCUUGGAUGACGACAAUUGGAACCGCAAGCGAUACCAGCGGGAAGACGAGGACCUGUGGGGCGUCGAUGAGCUGGUGGUUCCCCUUGCGCCCACCAUGUCCGGCUCUUCUGUGGGUGUCGCCGGCAUCACUAGACCUGAUACAUCAUCAGGGAGCUACUACUCCGCGCGAGCGCCGCCGGUGAACGACCUGCAUCCUCCCGUCGUCAGCCUGCCCUCUCCACAUCCCUCCGAUAACCGCUGGAUGCUCCAACCUCCGCCCAAAGCUAGCGUCAUGAGCGGGAAGGAGCGAGCCAAGAACAGGAGUCGCAGUGGGAGCGGCGCAAGUAGUCGCGUGGAAUUGAGUCUGCAGCGCCAAGUCAGCGCUCGGCAAUUGCGCCAGAAACUCGAUCGCGGAGAGACGCCGGAGAUGCCGCCAUUGUCGAGAGGGAGCUCCUACAGCAACCUGGUCGCCGGUCAACGCCACGACCGACCGAAGACGCCAGGGGUACGCCCCUCUUCGGCAGCUAGCUCCCUGAAGAAGAAGCGCCGCGACACUGCAAUGACGAAGACCGAUACGAAGGACCAGUCCUCCGGGGAUUCAAGCGAUACCAUCGUAAGACGUACGCCCACGCCAAAAUCGAGCAAUGUCCCCGGCAUCAAAGUCGUCCGCGUCCGUACCAGCCGCCAACCGCUUUCCACCGUCAUGUCUAGCGGUUCGGGAAACCCACCUUCACCUACCGAGAACAUCUCCCUUAACCGGUCUUCCGAAAAUGAAAACAAUACCGCCCAGCGCAUCAAGUACUCGUCUACGCAGUCUUCCGACUCGAUACCGUACUAUGCAAAACAUCGACCUCCGCUCGCCUCUUCAGACGUGUCUUCGCUCAACGUUCUGCAGGAUCUGGUAUCGCCCCGUGCUCUCCUGAACUCGCGCUUCGUCUCAGCACCACUUAUGGAGGCCCGGAUCAAGCUCCCCCCGUCCAACAACGAAGAAGAGGAGAUCCUCGCUACGAAUGGAGACUGGCCCGGCAGCGGUUUCGCCAUCAGCCGGACCUGGGGCACCGAUCAAGUUGAUGGCGAGUUGCUUGCGCCGUUCGAUAGCCACAGGGUCACAGAGCGGGACCCCAGGAUGCGAUGGAGCGUGGACUUUUGAAAGCCAUGUCCAUACCCUGCCCACUCUCCACGCACGCACGAUCCUCCUUUUGGGAAUACGCAUCUCGCAUUCAUCUUCACUUGCAUCGUUUAUUCCCACUUUCCAAUUGCAUAACGAUGCUAGGCUUGCACUUUACUACGCGCAUCGCAUCACUGUCUGCGGCAUCUCUAGCAUUGCUUGGCAUGGGGUACUUUUGGCACUUUUUUUUCUUUUCCGAUUCUUGCAAGUUGUUGUUGCGCGCCGCUUCUUUGUUUAUAGGUUUCUUUUUUCCUUUUUUUCUUGUUUACUUGUUUGUUUACUUUUCGCAUUCGGUUAUCACGUUCAAGCAGAAGGUGCCGGC